AAAAAAUAUCUGUCAAGAGACAGUCACAACGAGCCGGCAACAUUACAAUCGAAGCCACAUGCGUUGCGCGUUUUUAGUGCUUGGGGUCAUUAAAAACAUAAAAAAUGGCUUCGUUAUUUAUGUUUGAUACAUCUGGCGACCAGCAACUAGUUACUGCAAAAGGUGUCCAAGCGUCUGCUGCUUUAUACAACGACGCUUGCAAAGAUCGGUUGCUGGGUAAUGAUCACGAGGACAGUGAAGAUGAGGAUGAUGAAUCGGAAGAAAUUGAAUUGUUUGGAGUCAAGGUGAACAGCAAGGAUGUACGAAAAGCGGUUAAGUCGUCUUCACAAGAAACUACACUAAAAGCGCCAUCCAAAAUUGCCUUGCAACUGACUGAACUUACGGAGAAGGUUAACGAGGCCGCACAAAAUUCGAGCACACACAAACUGGCGAAGCGUCAACGCAUAACAGAUCUCCACAAUGAUCCUAGCGAGAAUAUGAAAGAGCGAAAGGCGAAUGUCGAUGUGGAUAUGCAAAAAACAAAGCGUAUUCCCGGAUUUGAGCAGCUAAAAGCAUUGCCCACAGUCUCCAGACGGAAACAGCCCAAACUGAAUAGAGCGGAGCGUGCGAAGACAAAGGGCAGCGGUUGGUUCGAUUUACCAGCAACGGAAAUCACUGAUGAAAUGCGCAAUGAAUUGAAAGUCAUACAAAUGCGUUCCGUGCUGGAUCCCAAACAUUUCUACAAGAAGAAUGACCUCAAGGUGCUGCCCAAGUACUUCCAGAUCGGCACAGUACAGCAUUCGCCGCUCGAUCAUUACAGUGAGCGUCAUACGCGUAAGACCAAAAAGUCUCUGGUGGAUGAGCUGUUGGCGGAUGAGGCCUUCCAGAAGUUCAACAAACGAAAGUACAAGGAAGUGAUUCAACGCACCGACAAGUAUGCGCACAGGAAAGCCAUGAAAAAGAUGAAGAAACUAAAGAAACGCAAAUAAAAAUUCAGCUUAAAACUGCAUUCUUUGAUUAAUGUUUUACCUUGACUUGGUUAAUUGUAUAUACUAUUGUAUAUAUUUAGAUUUGUGCCCAUUUGUCACCUUCUUAAUGAAAUCUGUAAAACCUUUCUUAUAAAUUGUAUACAGAGAUCGUAGAAAA
Molecule: messenger RNA, 1125 nt
Organism: Drosophila innubila
Lineage: Eukaryota; Metazoa; Arthropoda; Insecta; Diptera; Drosophilidae
Product: deoxynucleotidyltransferase terminal-interacting protein 2
Exons: 2
Coding region: 105-968 (287 amino acids)
Biological process (GO): RNA processing
Cellular component (GO): nucleolus
Molecular function (GO): RNA binding
Source: RefSeq, a predicted model, not a curated record